AUGUCCCCCCCCGAUCGCAUCUCGACCGUCUUCGACUCCACGCCCGGCUCCAAGCACGCCUACAAAUCCUCCGCAGACUUCCGCUCCGGUCGCCUGAAUGCGAUCGCCAACCCCGGAGCUGUCAAGAUCAAUGUCGAGGGCGCUUUCAUCGUCGACGAAGAACCACGAUCCCGCUCUCGAAGCCCCAUAGAAGCCGAGGGCGUGCAUUACGAGAGCCAAGAUAUCCGGCUUCCCCAUCAUACCGGCGUCGUGAGCCAUGUCGCUGUGGACAUUGGCGGUUCGCUGGCGAAAUUGGUCUAUUUCACGCGAGAGCUGGACUCCGCGGACAAUGGCGGCCGAUUGAACUUUAUCAACUUCGAAACCCAUCGCAUCGACCUUUGCAUUGACUUUAUUAGACAAUUGAACGAGGAACAUGAGAAGCUCAAUGGCUCUUCGCAAGACGAAUUGUGUGUUGUGGCUACUGGGGGUGGUGCAUACUUGUACUACGACAAGCUGAAGGAGGCUUUGAACGUAAAUGUGAAGCGGGAAGAGGAGAUGCAGUGCUUGAUUACAGGCCUCGAUUUCUUCAUCACCGAGAUACCAAACGAAGUCUUCACCUACAGUGAUACCGAUCCCGAACCGAUGAAAUUUGCCGAGGCCCGACCGGACGUAUACCCCUACCUUCUGGUCAACAUUGGAUCCGGUGUAUCCAUGAUCAAGGUGUCCGGCCCGAAAGAAUUCCAACGUGUGGGUGGAACACACCUGGGUGGUGGUACAUUCUGGGGCAUCUUGUCCCUGCUGACUGGCGCCCGGACCUUCGAUGACAUGCUGGCGAUGGCGGACAGCGGAGACAACAGCGGUGUGGACAUGCUGGUCGGUGACAUCUAUGGCAUGGACUAUAGCAAGAUUGGACUCAAGAGCACCGCUAUCGCCAGUACCUUUGGCAAGGUCUUCCGCAUGAAGAACGCCGCUGAGCGGAAUGCAGAGGAUGGUGAAGGCCUCAGCCCAAGGGAUCCCGAACAUCCCGAGGAUGACGUGAAGUUCAGGCCCGAGGACAUGAGCCGGAGCCUGUUAUACGCAAUCAGCAACAACAUCGGCCAGAUCGCAUAUCUCCAAUCGGAGAAACACGAGGUCAAGCACAUCUACUUUGGCGGAUCCUUCAUCCGCGGCCACCGACAAACCAUGAACACACUGUCGUACGCCAUCCGCUUCUGGUCCAAAGGCGAGAAGCAAGCCUACUUCUUGCGCCAUGAAGGCUACCUCGGUGCGGUUGGCGCAUUUCUCCGGAGACAACCGGCCAACUGGGGCCGUCGGAACAGCCUUGACGACGCGACAGCGCCUCUCACUUUCAAAGAGGCUCUCCUAUCCUAG
This is a messenger RNA of Aspergillus chevalieri, 1350 nucleotides long. Its product is annotated as pantothenate kinase. Gene Ontology annotation, cellular component: nucleus; cytosol. Bases 1 to 1350 code for a protein of 449 amino acids. The record is from RefSeq and is a predicted model, not a curated record. Gene Ontology annotation, biological process: coenzyme A biosynthetic process. NCBI's taxonomy places the organism in Eukaryota, Fungi, Ascomycota, Eurotiomycetes, Eurotiales, Aspergillaceae. The transcript is spliced from 3 exons. Gene Ontology annotation, molecular function: ATP binding; pantothenate kinase activity.